GCCAAUUGACUGACACACAUAUCAUCCAAAUUUCAAGUGUAGCACCAGACAAACAAAUUUGCAGUGAAAAAAACAGCAAAUCCACCAAAAAAAUAAGAAUUCGAAUAACUGACAAAAUUGCGUUGCUCAUUUGACGGAGAUCGAACAUGAGAUCCACCACUCCUGCUGCGACAAAUACGAGAAAACCGAAUCCGCUGCAGGAUGACGAUCUCUCCGAACUAACCAAAAGGGAAAUACUCUUUUGGGCGCGCAAACUCAAACUAUCGCCGUCAGAGCUAUUUACGCUCUCCAAACACGAACUCGAGUAUCAUCUGGAACGGGCACAGCAAGAAGAUCUUGAGGAGGAGCAGCGACAAAACCAGUAUGCGAAAUGGGAGAUGUUGUCGGAGAUGAAACGUUUUUUGCUCGAAGAGCAGCAUAAGGAGCGUUUAAGAGGCGGUGGAACGGGAGCAACACCGAACCGGCGCACAAUUUGGGAUAUUUUAUGCACUGCCGUCAGCGAAAUCGAAUCUAUGUACGCCCAUAGGCAAGCGUAUGCGGAUAGCAGCGCCGAUUCGUGCCCAUACUCGGAUACCGGUGGUUCUAGUAGUUACGCAACGUCAUCCUUCGGCGGUUUUGAACCGCCACAGGUGCCGAAUAUGUGCUCGACAAUGUAUGACAUGCAUCCCGACGACUCACAAUGUACGCCGCCAGAUUUUCCCUCCACAUUUACGGCCACACCAAUCAGUUUUGAGAGAUCCCAGCAAAAUUGUGAAAGGCAAUCGCGGCCUUUGAACGCCACCUACAAUUUGAAUGCGGCAAAUGCAACGUAUAAUGCGUGCGCCGCGCGGAAUGCAAGCAGAAGUCCAGUACGCGGAGCUGCGCCGAAUUCAACAUACAACACCUGCGCGCCUCGUAAUGUCACCUAUAACAUGCCACUUGCUACAAAUGACAUCUACAGCAACGCAUGCCCGUCGGCGGGGAAUACCACCUACAAUAUGCCAAGUGGUGCAAAUGCCACAUAUGAUGUAUGUAGACCGCAAGCCGCGAACGCUUCCUAUAAUGUGCCCAAUUAUGCGCCAAAUGCUACCCACAAUAUACCGAGUUGUCCAGCAAACGCUACCUACAAUGUACCGCGUUCCGCGCAGAAUGCCACUUACAAUAUACCGCAACGCGCGCCGAAUGCUACCUUCAAUGUACCGCGUUGCGCGCCCAAUGCCACCUACAAUGUUCCGCGUCCUACACCAAAUGUCACAUACAGUGUGCCACGUUGCGCGCCGAAUGCUACCUAUAAUGUAUCGCAAGCUCGUACCGCCACACAAGCGAGGUGCCCCAAUGGAACAUUUAACGUGUCUCGUGGCGGUAAUCGCACCUUCAACGCUAGCCCGCUACGCGGUAACGUUACUUUUAAUGUGUGCCCCCGUUCGGGUGGUGCCGGUGCGACACCGAGUUUCUGCCCGAAUCCCGCGAUGGCAUCCACACCGAAGAACUGCCCACACACCGGUCAACCGCCUUAUUUUCGCAACUAUACCGAUUAUUGGCUGACAUUCUCGGGCAUGGGCAUCGCCGAAGCGUCCCAGAGUGUGUCAUAUGACAUGUUUAGCGACAACAAAAGUAUGGUGCGUGCUGCGGCGCGCACUUAUUCCAUUCCACAUCGCAGCAAGUCUUGUCCACCGAUCGGGCGUACAAAUAGUCCACAGUUCGGCUACAGUUCGGGUGUUAGCAUACCAUGCCCGCGUGGUGCCACGCGUGCAACCUCACCUAUGCGCUGCUCCUCGCCAGUUCAAGCUAUAGCAGCGGUUAAUUACGGUAUGUCGCCAGUAGCGCGGCCACCAGCUGAUCGUUAUAAUGGCGGACCGCGUCGGUUGUGUCGCCGCAAUACGAAUAAUGGCUUUUGCGAUUGCGCACGUCGUUCGCGGAGUGUGCCGCCGCGUUGCUGCUUUUAAGUUGAUAUUAAAGUCGCA
This is a messenger RNA of Bactrocera tryoni, 1943 nucleotides long. RefSeq lists its product as uncharacterized. Lineage: Eukaryota; Metazoa; Arthropoda; Insecta; Diptera; Tephritidae. The transcript has a single exon. The record is from RefSeq and is a predicted model, not a curated record. Bases 147 to 1925 code for a protein of 592 amino acids.